Sphenostylis stenocarpa is the source of this 378-nucleotide messenger RNA. Lineage: Eukaryota; Viridiplantae; Streptophyta; Magnoliopsida; Fabales; Fabaceae. The record is from the annotation of a GenBank genome assembly.
AUGGCCGCAAGAGUCCGGGCGGAUCGUGCAGUGUUCGCCAACUGUCGUUUUGAGGGCUACCAAGACACUCUAUACGUCCAAGCCCACAAACAGUUCUACAGGAGCUGCAUCGUUAGUGGCACAAUUGACUUCAUCUUUGGUGAUGCAGCUGUGGUGUUCCAGAACUGCAUCAUGGUUGUGAGGAAGCCAAAUGACAACCAGCAGAACAUGGUGACAACACAAGGGAGAGAGGACAAGCAACAAGCCACUGGAAUUGUGCUCCAGAAGUGCACAAUCAAACCCGAUGACAAACCGGUCCCGGUAAAGGACAAGAUCAGGAGCUACCUUGGAAGGCCAUGGAAGGAGUUCUCAAGAACCAUUGUGAUGGAAUCGAAAUAG